This is a messenger RNA of Punctularia strigosozonata HHB-11173 SS5, 2167 nucleotides long. RefSeq names its product P-loop containing nucleoside triphosphate hydrolase protein. Gene Ontology annotation, biological process: translational elongation. NCBI's taxonomy places the organism in Eukaryota, Fungi, Basidiomycota, Agaricomycetes, Corticiales, Punctulariaceae. Bases 105 to 1973 code for a protein of 622 amino acids. The transcript has 16 exons. Gene Ontology annotation, molecular function: GTP binding; translation elongation factor activity; GTPase activity. The record is from RefSeq and is a predicted model, not a curated record.
AUUAUUCGCAGAUAACUACUGGCAAACCCUGACUCGGGCACUUGACUCCGCAUAUAAGCGCCGUUAAUGAGUGAGAAUCGGCAAUCCACCUCACUUCCGUGAUCAUGGCGACCCUCCGGUCGUUCCAGCAGGACAUAGACGAUAUACACAAUCGUGAGGUCGCGAAACAGCGCGCACAGGCCACGGCGGCCCAGGUUCAAAUCACCAAGGACAGCAAGAAGCCGCGAAUAGAGAAGGAGAAGCCGCGAACAGAGAAGGAGAAGGCCGGAGUGAAGAGCGAUGAUAGCACGGCCGAUGCUUGGGGAAAGAAGGCCGAGGGGUUUGACCUUCAGUCCGGUGUGGAGGAAGAAAUUGUGACAUUAUUGACGUCUGGCGUCCCUACGAACCACGACCGGGCGAAGGACAUGCUGUCCGCGCUGCUAACCCAGCACCGCGGGGAGUAUGUCUUCCGAUUAGGGGCUCAGCCUCCACAUGCGCGAUUAUUCGCUGGCGAAUCAUUAAACGGAGACGACUGGACAGGCGUAGCAAGAACGCCCGACGAGCUUGCGCGUUUACGAGCUGCGAUAGUUACGGCUACGGAGGAGGUUGGAGGAAAGGUUUCUAUUCUAUUUGAGAGCGGAGACGGUCCCCGGAUAACGCUGUUAUUACGAUUACCUCCUCCCAACGUAUCUUUAACGCCGGAGGUCCGUUGCGCAGUAGUAGGCAACGUGGACAGUGGAAAGUCAACGACAUUAGGUGUUCUCACCCGAGGCGCGCUGGAUGACGGAAGGGGCCGAGCGCGAGUGGCGCUUUUCCGGCACAAGCAUGAAGUUGAGACAGGUCGGACGUCCAGCGUUGGCAUGGAGAUUCUGGGGUUCGCGCCUUCAGGCGCGCCGAUCCUUCCCAACAGUGGAGCUCCUCUCGAUCCCGAGACCAUCAAGCACGAGAAGCUCAGCUGGGACGCGAUAGCAGAGCAAGCCGCGAAGAUCGUUUCCUUCAUCGAUUUGGCCGGACACGAGCGAUACCUCAAGACUACGCUUUACGGUCUGACCUCAGGCGCUCCAUCAUGCGUCAUGCUCAUCGUCGGUGCCAACGCCGGUCUUAUCGGCAUGUCUAAGGAGCACCUCGCCAUCUCGCUCGCGCUGAACGUGCCAGUCGUCGUAUGCAUCACUAAGAUUGAUAUGACCCCGCCGAAAAUUCUGGCCGAAACUGUCGAGCGAGUCGUCAAGAUUCUGAAGAGUCCUGGGUGUCGGAAAACCCCUGUGUUCGUCAAGAACAUGGAGACGGCUGUUGAAGUAUCGCAGACUUUCGCGAAGGAGAGGUUAUGUCCGAUAUUCCAGGUAUCGAACGUGACUGGAGCGGGACUUGACUAUGUCCGCACCUUCUUGAACCUCCUGCCCUCCAGCGAGGGCGAUGAUGAGAAAUUUGUCGCUGAGCAGCCGCUUGAAUACUCCAUCACCGAGGUUUGGUCCGUCCCCUACGUCGGCACUGUCGUGAACGGGAUCAUCAACAGUGGGGUGAUCAAGACUGGCGACAACGUCUGGUACGGGCCCGAUGCGAAUGGAAAUUGGCAGUCCACGGCCAUCAAGAGCAUGCAGCGCAAACGGGCAACUGUGACGAGCGCCGAGGCAGGCCAAAGCGUUUCCUGCGCCCUGAAGCGUGUACGCAAGGCGGCGGUGAGGAAGGGGAUGGUCCUCGUCCACAAGGGCGAGACGCCUCCCAAAGCGGUGCGCGAGUUCGAGGGUCAGGUCCUAAUUCUGUACCACAACACGACGAUGCAGAAGAACUAUCAGGCCAUGCUUCACUGCGGGGCUGUUCGGCAGACAGUCCGCAUUGUGUCCAUUAACCAUCCCGGAGGCCUACUGCGCACUGGCGACAGGGCGACGGUAACCUUCCAGUUCAUCUCUCAUCCCGAGUUUGUCAAGGAGGGAAUGAAGCUCCUUUUCCGCGAAGGGAAGACCAAGGGUCUUGGAGUUAUCACCCGCAUAUUGUGACCACUGUAUCGGAACGGCAUGGUUCUGGUUAUAUGUUGUAUGUACAUGAUUUGUAUUCCUUUGCUGUCCCUUUUCUUUCUUUGUAGCAUAGGACAGUCGUCAAUGCACUCAUGUCAGCAUCGCACUGCAUGGUGCCGGGAAGGGCUCCGGAACGUCUGCGAUCGCUAGAUACUGGAUAUAUUGACUAGUUAUCC